This is a messenger RNA of Morone saxatilis (striped sea-bass), 2275 nucleotides long. Its product is annotated as calsenilin-like. The coding region runs from base 427 to 1119 and encodes 230 amino acids. Gene Ontology annotation, biological process: regulation of potassium ion transmembrane transport; negative regulation of transcription by RNA polymerase II. Gene Ontology annotation, cellular component: voltage-gated potassium channel complex; nucleus. The record is from RefSeq and is a predicted model, not a curated record. Gene Ontology annotation, molecular function: DNA-binding transcription repressor activity, RNA polymerase II-specific; potassium channel regulator activity; calcium ion binding. NCBI's taxonomy places the organism in Eukaryota, Metazoa, Chordata, Actinopteri, Moronidae. The transcript has 8 exons.
GAUCCUAAAAUGAACUCAGGACAUGGUCGAAUGCCGGCGAGCUGUAACAGAGAUGGAUCAUUUGCGAGCGGAGAUAGCUUUGGAUAAUUUGGGGGGAUUAAGCUUCUAUGAAUUCGAUAUUUCUUUGCAAGAGCACAUGAUGGACUUUGAACCUUUUAACUUAAAGGAGGAUGCUCUGCAGUCAAUCUGUUUUUCUUCCUGGUCAGUGGUUUAAGUCAGGGGUUUCAUUUAAGUGAACGUAAUAGCUGAUGCCUGUACAAAAACACUGAUAAAAGGAGGUCGCAGGAGGAGUAAAGAGACUGGUAACAGAUGAUGUUUGUUAGGAUACAAGCUGAGAAGAUCCAGUAUCUGUUUUACAAAAGCGUUCGUUAAUUUAGGUUUUUUUAAAGGGGCUUUUGCACAGGCGGUAUCUAAUGCAAGGCAACAAUGGGACUGGAUGGCAUGGAAAUAAUUGCCGUUGCUGUUGUCAUUGGACUGUUUGUUGUUGUGCUCAAACAGUUCGGGAUUUGGGAGCCUUUGUCACUGGAAGACAGCUGUGACAGCGACCUGGAACUCUCCAUGGUGCGUCACCAACCUGAGGGCCUCGACCAGCUCCAAGCCCAGACACAGUUCACCAGGAAGGAGCUUCAGUCUCUUUACAGAGGCUUCAAAAAUGAAUGUCCCAGUGGGCUUGUGGAUGAGGAAACUUUUAAGACUAUUUACUCACAGUUCUUCCCUCAAGGAGAUGCAACCACGUAUGCACAUUUCUUGUUCAACGCAUUUGAUAUGGACAGAAGUGGCUCCAUCCGGUUUGAGGACUUUGUGAUAGGGUUGUCUGUGUUGCUCAGAGGCUCCGUUACAGAGAAACUGCGAUGGGCGUUCAACCUGUAUGACAUCAACAAAGACGGAUAUGUUACUAAAGAGGAAAUGAUGGCAAUAAUGACCUCCAUUUAUGACAUGAUGGGUAGGUAUACCUCACCCAGCGUUCGAGACGAUUCCCCCUUUGAGCAUGUGGAGAGAUUCUUCCAGAAAAUGGAUCGGAACAGGGAUGGAGUAGUGACUAUUGAUGAAUUCAUAGAAACCUGCCAAAAGGAUGAAAAUAUAAUGGCUUCUAUGCAGCUCUUUGAGAAUGUCAUCUAGUCUCUGUAGAGGUACAUGGAUCAGUACUGCUGCAUAGUGCACAGCUGCAAGCUUCCAGGCCUGAAAUAACUUCAAUCAUCCUGAAAGGGAAAACUGGGUCAUGCAACACAUUUGACACAUUUGAAUACAAACUGGCAAACACUUUAAUUUUUACUGUAAAGCUGUGCUAUGCAGAGAAAUGUGCAGAGCUCACCAAAUCACACAAAGAAGAAAUGUUUCUUUGCAUGACAGUUUUAAUUUUGCACAUGUGAAAAACUUCAUCAUUGCCAGAUGAGCAUGAGUGCUUGCCCAACAGUUAAAAGCAUGUGAUGCAAACAACAUUGAACACAUCUAGGUUUUAUUGUUGACCACUUUGAAACUUGGGCAAAUGAGAGACUUUGUUACUGUAUCAUACUGUAAAGAAAAUAAUUAUGUUUCUAAGUUCUUCAAGUUUUUGUGUAAACGUGAUACCCAGUCAUUGUCAUGUUGACCUAAAACCUGCUGAAAUAUAUAAACCUUCACGUCUGAAGUAAAAGUAUAACAUGUUAUAACAUUUAUUUCUGCGUGCAGUCGUUAUCUUGUUUUUGUACCAGUGUACAGCACAGUGUACAGCUAUCAAAGAUCACACAAGGCUGUGAUCUCUGAUAGCAAUGGGACAUCAGCAUGCAACUGCUUAUUAUGUGGCUAAUUCCAUGUGUUCAGCCAUUGUAAAAGUGAUUUUGAACAGGCAAUUUUCCAAAUCUGACCUUAAGAGGGUCUUCUGCAUGACACAAAGCAAAAAUUCAUAGAUUUCACCCGAAGCAAUUUCCCCAUAUUUUGAGCCUUUUGACCAGCAGUCUGUUUUUGGAACAAUGAUCUUUCUUGUUCUAACUUUUUUGUUGUGUGAUAUUUAAUACAGGAAGCUUGUGUGUUCAAGUGUUCAGUUAUAGUUAACUUACUCUACUUUUGUUCUGCAUGAUGAAUAUAUCUCUUUAUAAGCAAAAGAAUGUUCCUCUGUAUGAAAUAUCUUAAACAUCGUGAUGCACAUAGAGUAACACAGCGUGUUUGUUUUCAUCAAAGGAACAAUGACACUGAAGAGAUGUUCAGAAACUGGGGAGAGUUCAGUGGUAGUCAAUAAGGAAGAAAACCUUUCUAACCAACCAGAACCUAAUUAAUAUUUACUGUUUCUUGGUGUUUG